GUCUAACCAAGAACCACGAAGUUUCUGAAACUUCCUUAAAAUAACUUACUUAUAGCUACUUUUAGACUAUAAUUGGUACUUAUUCUGAAGAAUUUUAAAAUAAACUCGCGAAAAUGGGGAAAAUAAUGAAAGCAGGCAAAGUUGUAAUCGUUCUUAGUGGACGCUAUGCUGGACGAAAAGCUGUAAUAUUAAAAACAGUUGAUGAUGGCACGAAUGAGAAGCCUUUUGCACAAGCUCUUGUAGCUGGAAUUGCACGUUAUCCAAGACGUGUUGUUCGUCGUAUGCGAAAGGAUAAGAUUAAGAAGAAUACACGUAUAAAGCCAUUCAUUAAAUGCAUCAAUUAUAAUCAUUUAAUGCCAACACGUUACAGCGUAUCAGACGUGACACUUGAUCAGAAAUACGGCAUUAAGGAUUUGAGAGAUCCAAUAAAACGCAAAAAGGCUUCAUUCCAAAUUCGUAUGAAGUUAGAAGAUCGCUUUAAGCAAGGCAAGAACAAAUGGUUCUUCCAAAAAUUACGUUUCUAAACAACGUACUCAACAUUCGUACUUACUUAAUUUACUAUUUUAUACCAAAGAAAUCAAUGAUCUCAAUU
Molecule: messenger RNA, 592 nt
Organism: Chironomus riparius
Lineage: Eukaryota; Metazoa; Arthropoda; Insecta; Diptera; Chironomidae
Source: the annotation of a GenBank genome assembly